Scheffersomyces stipitis CBS 6054 is the source of this 2430-nucleotide messenger RNA. RefSeq lists its product as uncharacterized. NCBI's taxonomy places the organism in Eukaryota, Fungi, Ascomycota, Pichiomycetes, Serinales, Debaryomycetaceae. Gene Ontology annotation, molecular function: zinc ion binding; DNA-binding transcription factor activity, RNA polymerase II-specific. The annotation marks the transcript as partial. The transcript is spliced from 3 exons. The record is from RefSeq and is a predicted model, not a curated record. Gene Ontology annotation, biological process: regulation of transcription by RNA polymerase II.
UUUCCCCGAAUGUCGGAAAGAAAAAGCAGGAGAACUCAUAAGAAUUCUAGAGACGGGUGUCCAAACUGUAAAGCCAAAAGGAUAAAAUGUUCCGAAGAACUACCGUCAUGUCAUAAUUGUAUCAAGAAAAACUAUCGUUGUGGGUACUUGGAUUUUCCCAAGGAGAAAUUGGACCACAUCAGAAAGAAGAAUGAUAAGAAAUCUAAAGAACAAGACGAGAAUACUAAAGAAGAACUGUCAUCAAAUUUACAAACAGAUCCAACCACCUUCGCAUUUCAUAAACAAAAUCACGGUUUAUCAUCCGACAACAACAGCACUUCCAGUAAUGGUACAUCAAAUUCCAAUGCAAAUAAUGCAACCAAUCCUCCACAUGAUAUUUUUGCAGAUCUAUCUCCAUUGAAUCAGGACUCCUUCGAAAAUAACGAAUUUUGUCUUACGAGGGAUGACCUACGUGUUGCUUUGUAUAGGGAUUCCUUUCAUAAGUUGACAAGUUACGAUGUAAGUUCUGCAGGAGCCUUUGUCAACGAACACCCGCACUAUGGACACCAUGAUGAGAUCAAUUCCAAUGGUCAGCUGAAAACUUCGGAUAAUGACGACAAUUCAAGUUCCAACAGCUUCGAAAAUUCCCAACUCAAUCUCAGCCGUCACAUCAAGACCGCAAAUGAAAAUGUGGAGAUUGAAGAAUUAGAAGAUUUAACUCCUUUGGAUCAUCAUAGUAUUUUUCAUCCUUAUCCACCACCCUCGCAUCCUGCUUCGCCACCAGGAACUCCACUUGCGAACGCUAUAUCGCAAAUUUUAACUGUAAACAAGUUGAAGAAGACUAAAAGACUUAGGAAUGGAUACUUGAAAAGGUAUUUAAAACAACCUGAUAGAAGUUUUAAAUCCUUGAGCAACACCGAAUUUCGUCUACCUCAUUUGCCGGUUUGGCGAAGUGACUAUGUUGACCAAUUUUGGAUAUCAGUUUUUAAUCAGAGUAUCAUUAUUAAAGUAUACUAUUCAUUCUUUAUGGACAAAUCCAUAAAUAUACUUCUUAAAGUUUGCAAUAAGGCAAUCAACACUGGAAAUAGCUCUACUUCAUUUACAAAGAAGGAUUUGGAUAUUUUGACCAAAAAAUCAUAUACCUAUUACGGUUUGUUAAUACGAGAUCUUCGUGAAUCAAUUACAGAGAUUCAUAUAGAGUAUCCUAUUAAGAUUUCCUUAUACGCAGCAUGGUCAACCUUUUUGCAUUUGCAUACUAAUAUGGAGACUUUGUGUUUAAUGUUCACUGGAACUGCUUCUCUAUUUGGGAAGAUUGUUAAUGAUGCAAAAUCUGUGAACGACAUCACUCACACAUUGCAAAUUUCAAUACAAGCAUUCAAUGAUAACACGAAUACUUGUUUAGUUCCCGAUUACAAAUUUGAUGUCAUUAAGGAUUUGUAUCAAGAUCUUCUCCAUUUCAAGUCCUUCAUUGUUAAUAAUCAAUCACUAACAAGCCCGAAUAAUGUCCACAUAUUAAGGAAUUUCUUGGAGCUUGAAUCGUUCAUGAAGAAUCUCAUCGAAUGCGUUUACCCUAGGAUCAUGUACAUCAAUAGUUACUACAAGCUUGUCAACAACGUCGACGAUGAUUCGGACAACAUUAUUUUCACUUCUCCAAGUUUGUUUUUUGAAAUGUUGGCUGAUUGGUUUGAUAUAUUUCCUAGCGAAGCUGUCUCAAUUGGUUCUAAAAUGAAGCCAUUGAGAAAAACUUUUUAUUUGUUUUAUGUUGCUAUUGGAAGAGCAUUACUUAAUGUUUUCUCACCCAUUAGAAGCAUGCUAUUGAUUGAUACUGUACAUGUUAUACACCCAAAAGUCGACUUCAAUUGCAACCUCUACCGUAUUGGCAUUGAUGAGGUGGAGUCAAAGGAUCAAUUUUUUUUCUUAAGGAAUCUUUCCCAUAAGCUUAUGAGAACCGUUAUUUUCUUCAACAAUAGGACUGAAUUGCUCUGCUAUUAUUUGUCCACAAAGACUGUUUUGAACCGUACAGACUCGCAAUCCUAUUUGAUGAGCAUCGACGCAAAGCACAACCUCUCUGAAGUUCAUUAUCAAGAUAUCGUGAAGUUUUUGCCUCAAAAGUUGGAAAUUGAUGAAAUAAUGUUGAGCAGCCUAGGUCCAGAAACUACAAUUAAUUAUUAUAAUUAUCCACUUUUGAAGAGUUUGCUAUUGGGAAUAGACGAUAAUCCAAUAAAUCGUACAAAGGUUUUAAGGGAAUUGAUAGAGAAGCAGGAGAAUUUGCAUGGUUCGUUUAAUUACAGAAGUGGAAUAUUUGAGCUGGAUUUCGACAUUUCGGAACCUAUCGAUUAUUAUAGACAAUCACAGCAACCAAAUUGGUCCAUUUCGAAUUGGUCAAUUGAAGAAACAAGGUUGAGAAUUUCGAAUUUCGAUUGUUCAAGAAGGCAAAUUGCUAAAAGCGUC